Molecule: messenger RNA, 207 nt
Organism: Cooperia oncophora
Lineage: Eukaryota; Metazoa; Nematoda; Chromadorea; Rhabditida; Trichostrongylidae
Source: the annotation of a GenBank genome assembly
AUGGCUCAACGCGUCACUUAUAGGCGUAGGUUGUCGUACAACACUAAGUCGAACAAGUGCAAAAUCGUGAAAACUCCUGGUGGCCGGCUAGUUUACCAAUACUUGAAGAAACGCGGAUCUGUGCCAAGAUGCAAGGACACCGGCGUCAAGCUUCAUGGUUCGCUUGAAACUUUCAAAACACUGAUGGGAGCUCCAAACGCUCCAUAA